AUGCUAUCUCAAUUCAUGCCAACUUUGAAUAGUGUGGGCCACCCUAUUAUAGACCUGAGCGUUCUAAAGUUUACGACAGGUAUGGAGCCAAAUACCAAGUAUGCACUACACGACAGCGAGCAAAUGCCUACUGCUUGGGCAGCUCGAGUGCGACUCACGCCUGAGCUGCUGCACAAGCUUCGUAAGAGACCCGAUCAGAUAAGGUUUAAGCUGAAUGUUGCCGUUGGUGACGGAGCAGAUCUACGACAUGGUAUCAACAGAAGAACUAGUGUGCUGACAGUCGGUAUGGCUAGCGAAGGUGAUUUAGUGGAGACGCCAGAGCAGUACGAGCUGUUGUCAUUUGUUGAGGAGCCAAGCAUCAAUCACGCCUGUGCAUUUAAGCGAGUUGAUGACUUGGCUGGAAGCGGCUAUAAUAUCUAUAAAACCGGAGCAAUUUAUCAAAAGUUGCUUGUGCAACGCCUUUUGGACGAGACGGAGAAGGAUCGAAUCAAAGACAAGCACGCCAAAUCUGUGCUCAAAUCAAAGUCACGUACUUCGAGGCUGAUCAGCUCGGAACCAAUGAAGGCUAUGAAUAAACAACGCCUGACGAAAAUGAUGAUUGCACAGACUCGUACAGCAGAGCUGCCAGAGUAUGAUCACAACCAGACAAAGAAAAUGGUAUUAACUUCUGCUUUAACGAAAGAACAAGCCAGUGAAGCUGAAAAGCAAAUGGAUAAGGUUGGUGGGGGCCACGUGCCAACUAAUUUUUGCACUGAUGAGAAAAAGACCAAAACCUGUAUUGCUGAGAAAAAUAUGGAUCAUGAAAUCUUUGACAAUCGAGAAAAAAAUAUUUCACCGUUUGCUGCUACGAUUAACAUAUCUGCUGACACUCGUGAUGCAAAUUCACAAGCUUUUUUUUCAUCCGAGUCGGAUGGCGAUGUCACUGGGGCAGCUACAGCAACGAAGAAUACGCAAAUUCCUGUCGCGGCAAGAAUAAGCGAACAAUGUGAAACGAGUGAAUUAAUUGUGAAAAGAAGUGGUCUGAGUGCGAAAAGUUUGGAUUUUGAUCCCACUGCACAAUUGAAUGAGGCAGUAUGCGGGACAGAAGUAAUUGCUUUGUCAGAUAAGUAUGAGGCUGUAAGUAAUCCAGCAAUGCCGAUCUCGAGAAAGCGAAGACAUAAUGCGCAACACCCUCUUAAGUCAUCAAGUUCUGGCAUCGAAGUCAAGCGAGCACGCGCGCGUUCGACGCUUGUGUCGGAUAGAGUGAAGCAUGCAUGUCUACCGGACAUGUCUUGUUUUCCGCCUGCAGUUGUACAGAUCUGUGAGCGUCUUAUGAGAUAUCAUGGUCGUUCAAUCAUUCUCGACGAGAUUGACUACGAUUCUAUUAUGGAAACGUAUGAGCAAUUUCAGCAAAGUUGGCAGCUGCUGGACAAGGCUUACUCUAUCGAAAUUGUAAAGACAGAAGGUCUACAUCUUCAACGUGAAUUGGCGACAUUUGUUCAAGAAACGAGAAAUACGUCCAGUACCUGCACACAAAAAGAGGGUCUACUGGGAGGAGAUUCGCGCAGUCUUGCUGAACCGCCAUUUAUUGCGCGUGUAAGCGUCUCCAUCAAAAGGAAAUGGCAGCACCUGCUAGACAAGAGCACAAUUUACGUCUACGGUCGCUGGAGUGUGGCACUGGGUCUACUACUGCUCUAUCUUGUCCGUGUUUUCUACCUUAAUGCUUUCCAUAUCGUUACCUACGGCCUGGGCAUUUACCUACUGAAUCUGUUCAUUGGAUUCUUGUCGCCGCAAGUGGACGCGGAGAUCGAUGGUCCACUUCUACCGCACAAACAGAGCGAAGAGUUUCGCCCUUUCACGCGCCGAGUUCCCGAGUUUCACUUCUGGUACUCGACUUUUAAGGCCACAGUCGUGUCUCUGCUCAUGACGCUGAGCAGUGCAUUUGACGUGCCAGUAUUCUGGCCCAUACUGCUUAUCUACUUUAUCGUGCUUUUCGCACUCACUAUGAAACGCCAGAUUAAGCAUAUGUGGAAACACAACUAUGUUCCAUGGAACCACGGCAAGCAGGUCUACAAGGGCAAGAAGAACGCCAGUGCACUAUAG
Plasmopara halstedii is the source of this 2082-nucleotide messenger RNA. Its product is annotated as protein rer1a. Gene Ontology annotation, biological process: protein retention in ER lumen; retrograde vesicle-mediated transport, Golgi to endoplasmic reticulum. Gene Ontology annotation, cellular component: Golgi membrane. Bases 1 to 2082 code for a protein of 693 amino acids. The transcript is spliced from 9 exons. The record is from RefSeq and is a predicted model, not a curated record. Lineage: Eukaryota; Oomycota; Peronosporomycetes; Peronosporales; Peronosporaceae.